Molecule: messenger RNA, 8792 nt
Organism: Pomacea canaliculata
Lineage: Eukaryota; Metazoa; Mollusca; Gastropoda; Architaenioglossa; Ampullariidae
Product: sorting nexin-27-like
Exons: 13
Coding region: 230-1744 (504 amino acids)
Biological process (GO): intracellular protein transport; signal transduction
Cellular component (GO): early endosome
Molecular function (GO): protein binding; phosphatidylinositol-3-phosphate binding
Source: RefSeq, a predicted model, not a curated record
UCUCCUGUCUUAGAAACUCGGUUCCUGCUCCACUGUUGGCAGAAACAGUUUUCGCCUCAGUUGAUAAACAUUGGUCACACCGAGAGGAUAUAGCACACACUUCAGACCAUUUAGCUGGAAAAUUGUAAGAUGUUUUUAAUAAUCCAGGACAAGUAUUAUGAAAUAUUUUAUUAGAUUUGUUGCUUAAGCGUAGAUAAUAACUUACUUUAAGAAAAGUCACGUGACGACCAUGGCGGACAGCGAUGAGGACAGUACACCGUCCCCACCAGAAGGGAAACAGCCAGAGCUUGGGCCAAGGAUUGUGACAAUUACAAAGACUUCUACUGGAUUCGGCUUUAAUGUCAGAGGACAGAUCAGUGAAGGAGGAGUAUUGAAAUCCAUAAACGGCGUUUUGUAUGCACCUCUCCAACAUGUCAGUGCUGUGUUAGAGGGCGGAGCAGCGCAAAAGGCAGGCAUUCGAAAAGGAGACCGUAUUUUGGAAGUGAAUGGUAUAAAUGUGGAAGGAGCAACACACAAACAGGUUGUAGACUUUAUUCGUUCAGGAGGAGAUACACUGACUCUGACAGUUAUAUCGGUGCCAGAACAAGUCGCGGAGAAAUUGGAACCCAGUGAUGACUCUUCAGGUCCUUCAUAUAUUGACUACUCCGAGCGGCGCUCUUUGCCAAUCUCUAUUCCAGACUAUCAUUAUGUGGAAAGUAAUAAUGAAAAAUAUGUGGUCUUUAAUAUUUACAUGGCUGGGCGGCACCUGUGCUCUAGGCGUUACAGAGAAUUUGACAAUCUACAUCAAAGCUUAAAGCGGGAGUUUCCAGACUACACAUUCCCUAAACUGCCAGGCAAGAAACUCUUUCAGUUGUCUGAACAGCAGCUGGACCAGCGACGCAGGGGCUUGGAACAGUAUUUAGAGAAAGUGUGUGCUGUACGAGUUAUUGGUGAAAGUGACUUAAUGCAAGACUUCUUGGCAGCAGGCGAGCUGGAUGAUGAUACUAACAGUGAGGUGGAACUGAAAGUGCUGUUGCCAGACAAGACCAUAUGUGUUGUCACUGUCCAUAGGAGUGACAAUGCUGAUUCUGUGUAUAAGGCUGUUGCUGCUAAAGUUGGCCUAGGAGAGGCUACUAGUUAUUUCUACUUGUUUGAAACUGUGGAAUAUAAUUUUGAACGUAAGCUUCAGCCCCAUGAGCUUCCACACAACAUCUACAUUCAAAACUACAGUACAGCGACAGCCACAUGUCUGAUGCUCAAGCGCUGGUUGUUUAGCCUUGCACGGGAAACAACCCUCAAUUCAAACGAGAAAGCCCUUGGAUUUUUCUUUUGGCAGGCAGUGGAAGAUGUAAACCGUGGUCUUCUGAAAGCCACAGACAAGCUAUAUGAGUUGAAAGCCUUGCGUGAAGCAGUGAAAAUGCUGGAGUACCUGAAAAUUGUUCGGCACUUGGAAGGCUAUGGAGAGGUGGUCUUCCCACACUGUUCAUGUGACUCUCGAAGAGAUGGCCAUGUUAUCGCUAUGAUCGGGCUGCAGUGCUUUAAGCUACAAGCUUGCAAGGAAGAUGGCACUCCAGAGGUGCAAGUGAUUGAAUUUGCAUGGAAGGAUGUCAAAUCGUAUGAGGUUGAUGAGGAAGGGAUGUCUUUCAAUUUUGAGUAUGACAGACCCGGAAAGAAACCCAGAUUAGUCAAAAUCUUCACACAAUAUUUUUACUUCAUGAAUGACUGUUUUGAUCGCAUUUACGAGGAGCUAGAAUGGGAGACAUAAUGAGACUGUGAAUCCUGUACAGACACAAGAGUUGACUGAAAGUGCUGGCUGGCAAGAGUUGCCUGUUUUAGAAAAUUUGUCAGGCACCUUCACUAUAUUUGUACAGUUUUGGUUUUUUUUCAGUGCUGCGUAUCUGCCUCUAUCCAAAAACAAUUAUACCUUUCAGGCUGAGUGGGAUUCAGAUGCAAUUUACAGACAUUGCUGUUAAGGCUUACAUUGCCUUUCAGUGAAAGAAUGCAAAAUCUUACACCAAGGAUAUGCUGCUCGAGUGUUUGCUGUGAUCAGACAUUGAACACUCUGGACAGGGUACAAUCCUUCAAUUGAUGAAAACCUGCUCUCUUGACGAGCACAUGUUGUUCACGACAAUUUACCUUCUUGACCUUCAAACCAUUUGCUCACACAAUGCCAAAUUCAUUUUUAGACACAUGUGUUAGGCAUGUUUUACACAGAGCACCAAGCUUUUGUAUUUUAAAACAGAUUUGAGCUUGUCCAAAUUUUACUUUUGGAGGGUGACUGGUAGCUGUUAAGCAUGAAACAGACUCAGCAAGUCUGAGAUCUAUUUUUGAAAGGCAUUCCUGAAGAGCGUUGGAAGUAGACUUAGAUUAUUAAUCAGGAUUCAUAUUUAAGCCAGAUCUUUGAUCAGUCAGCAUACAACACUGAAGAACUUUUCCAUGAUUGGGUGCAGUUAUAUUGCGCAGGAAAAACAUUGCAGCUGUUGUUGAAACUUGUAGCUGUGGUUUUAUCAGGUUGUUCAUUUUUUAUAGAAGUAUACAUGGAAAGUACAUAAAGAAAGCACUUAUUAAAGCAAGAAAGAAUACAUUGUUGUGGUAUUUCAACAUUCUUAAUUUAUUUUGAGGCAUUUGUCAUUGAUUCUGCUGUAGACACUUGUGAUUUACUGUGUAAUUCCAUUGACCAAAGGUGGCAUGUGGACAUUGUGUUAAUGAAUUGACAAGAAGAUAGGACAUCGCAUGAAGUAGGCUUUUUAUUUAUUGUCCUCAUAUUACCAGUGUGACACAUUAUUGACAUGCAUUAUCAAUUAUCAAUACUCACAAUAUUUCAGACAAGUUUGUUUUUCUAUAGAUUUAAAAAUGUGCGAACUCUCUAGGUUCUAAAGGCUCUUUUUUUGCUGUCUUCCUUCUUAAGCUUUCUCCUUUCCUUUCACCAAAGCGGUGUGUUGUGUAAAUUCCUGUUAAUUUGUGUUGUUGAAUUUUACUGAAAGAUUGGGGUUUUUUUUUUUUCUUUUGCACUUUUCUCUGAAAUAUUUUGAUGCAUACACUUGCCUUCAGUCUCUUGGGAUUGACUUAUUUCUCUUUUUCCGCUCAUGUUUUAUUUUUUUCUCAGACAUGACACCUCUUGCCCGCUUGCUUGAACACAGUAUUACAUUAUAAAUAUUUUUGGCUAGAAAGAAUGAAGAUUUGCUGAAAUGAGCAUUUUCAGUUUAUGAUUAACAUUUCGGUGUUUUGCGUGUAACUUGAAAUGUAUAGCAAAGAAUGAGCUUAACCUUUUCUGCAUCUUUCUGUGUACACGAUUAAGAUUGAUUCUCUACUUUCUAACCAUGCAGAGUGGUGUCCCUUUUGUGCCAGGUUACCAGUCUGUCUUGAUAUUAUUGUCACAUGGGUCUUGAAAAAAGGGUAACAGACAAGUACGACCAUGUGCAGGUUAUUUAGGGUAUCGUACACCUCAUUCCCUGCACAUGGUCACUGAUGCAUCUUACAUGUGAUGAUGCCAGUUGGUGUUCCUUUUCCAUUCAUCAGCUGUCUCUCUGCUUUUCAAGAGUUUGUGGGCCAUGGCACAUCGUUUAAAAUUGGCCUUGAUGUUUGAGAUUAAAACCAUGAAGGCUAAUUGAUGUUUAAAAAAAACCACACCCAUCUGCAUAUAGCUAUCUUGGAAAGAAACAAAGAUUAGUAUGAUGGGGAUUGCUACUAAGAUCAGGGUAAGCUGACCUGAUGACGUGUUCUCACCAAAAGCUGGAAGUAGUCCAUUGCAGACAUUACGUGAAAAAAUAUAACUUUUAUCCAAUAUAAGCUUAUAUUAAAACACACAAUGAAGGUUAGUGGUUACAUAGAAUGUAUGCAGAAACUUAUUCCAGUUAGAAUGACAACUUUUUUGUUAUACUUAAAACGACAGAAUGUGUCAAUUUGCGUACUCUAACUACAAUGCUGCUAUUCUGUUAUACCUCUAAUUUAGUGCAAACAGUCACACAACACUGCCACAGCACCAGCCUUCUGUUGCUGCUUUAUAGUUACAAAGCUUUUGCUUAAACUAAAUCAUAAAUGUUUUUCACAUGCUCCAGCAGCAGUUAAGCUUCGGGUUAUACUCCAGCAGCCAUUUAACUGUCCCCAACUUCAGUGUAGUUAGACAACAGGAUGCCAGAUAAAAGUUGGUUGCAAUCUUAACCAAACUGCUACUAUAUGCUUCUUGUCCAAGCAUCCUGCUUGGCCAAAAGGUGUUAGGCUCUCAAAUGAAAUACUAAAGAUUGAAACUGUACAGUAUACUUUAACAGGUAUUUGGCUCUGUACAUUACAAUAAGUUUUUGUGUCAGUUAAUUGAUGCUUUCGGCUGGCCCAGGUAUAGGGAGCUGUAUCAUAGAUUCCAGUUUAAAAUUGACAUUUGUUUGCAUAACUUCGUAGUCAGAUUUUUUUUCUUAAAGUUCUUAAUAAGUUAGCAGGCUUCAUUGUUUCAUUUGUGUCAAUUGACACACCAUCUUUCUAGUGUACAUGCUUAAAGUUAGCAGUUAAGUAAGAGGUGAUAUUUGUUGUAAAUGGGUCAGGUGGGACCAACUAGGCUGUAGUGAGUGGGUUUCUGUCUUCAGUUAUAAAGGGGAAAUCACAUGAGCUUAGAUGAGCACAGGUGAAAAUGUACAGUUAGACAGGGAAGUAGUUGAGAAGGGAAUUCUUCAUCAAAAAAAAAAAAAGAGAGGAAAAGCAGUUUCUGCAGCAAGUUUAUUUGCAAGCCUCAGCUGAACUAGUCAGCAGACUUUGCCCAAAGAAGUAAACCAGUCUCAUGAAUAGUUUUAGAGGGUCAUGUAGAAUGAAACUAAGAGUAAAAAAAAUGUGACCUGUCCGUGUCUUUGGGACCUGCUUUUGUUGAAAGGAGUCUGGCUGUGCAGCAAUGAAAAAUUUGUCACUAACACACUGGGUGGAGUUUGCCUUCAGCACAUUUUCUUAGUAUGAACCUAUGCCUGGAGGAAUCACUUGGAUAAAGCCUCAGUUGCUGGCGGUAUAAAAUGCUACCAGUUGUUGUUGAUGAAAUGGUACAUCCAAGAGGCCUUGCUUGUGAUAUUUAAGGACACAGAUGUUGAUGACCCACUCAUCAAGGCUACUAUGUAUAUUGAUCUAAUCUUGGUAAUCCUUCCAUUCCAGACAUUUGCAAUCCUACCUUAAAUGUGAAUAAAGUUCAUUAGGCAUUUGCUUUUGGCAGUCAUGUUUUUUAGUACAAGAUAUAUUCAAGGCCAGUACUAAAUGUUCUUGCAGGAAUGUACUGCUGUGAUACCAGAAACUAGAUUUCAGCAAGCUGACAGUUCUCUGUGUUUCUGGACAAGUUUGAGUUUGAUGAGAUGCUCUCAAACUUUUUAUCUCUCUGCUCUCUCCCCAUUUUCUCUAAUUCUGAUCUGUUAUGGAAGCAAGAAAAUACUUGUCAAGAUUUUAAGAAUAUUCUGUUAAUUUGUGUAAAGGUGCCCUGCAGCAUUCCUGUUAUCUGUGUUCAUGGAAGAAGGCAAUUAAAGGAAAGCAUUGAUAUCCAUUCUUCCAUCUAUUAUCAAUGACUUGUAUUAUUCAAGAAUUACAUUCUUCAAGGCUUAGAGGGGAACUGGUAUGCGAAAACCAUGUAGUUGCUUUUAUAAGUUGACAGUUUUCUCUCAUCUUUCACCUUCUUACCUAGUAUUUUCAACAGAAACCCCAUGUGUGUUCUUUGGGAAUUUGAUUUUUGUUUAGAUUUUCUAGGCCAUCAGAGUCUUGCUGAUGCUCCACCCUUCUAGUUGGUUCAAGAUCAUUCAUUUGAUAGAAUGUUUUCUUGUAACCAGCUGGUUAGCUCAACUGUUUAGCAGAAGAUUGCUUUUAGGUCCUGCCUACUGAGCAGAAAUGAGAAAUGGCGACCUGAUACACUAGGAGAGAGUAGGAGUUUGCCUUCCACAUGUUCUGUUCUUGACAAGAUGAAUGUGAGUUAUGUUCAGAUGCAAUAGAAGGUAUCACUACAGGUAUAUAUUAUCAAUACAACAAUCAGAGCUCAGAGAUUUAUUCCCAUUUUUUAGAUAAUUGUAUUGCAUAGCUCAUAACUGCAAAGAAUAUUCAUGUAAAUUUGAUUGGACCACAAGAAAAUGGCGAAAAACUGGGUGUGAAAUAAAAUUGAAGCUGCAAUUUGUUGUGAAUGUAAUGUAAAUCAAAAGAAAUGAAACGCAUUUAAAACCUUUAUUGAAGAAUUUGAACCAUUCAUUUAUGCCUUCAAGAACAUUUUCUAUUUUUAUUAAUGCUCAAAGAUAUUAAUUUUGUAAACAUUUUUCAAAUGUUUUAAUGUUUGUAUUCAACUGUGUUUCUUUGUUCACAAAGAAGGGAGAAAGAAACUGUUAGAGAAAAGUCUUUCAAUAUCUUUAGAAACGAGAUUUUAGAUCCCAUUCAUAGCUGAUAGCAUAUUCUUGAGUGGAAAAGUAGUACGGUAUAAUAUUAGCCUUUUUAAGUGGAGGGUUGUUAGGUGGAAAAUUUUCAGAAUGACUGCGCUUUCUGCAUAGCUGCAUAAUCAGACAAUUUAAAUUGGCUUACUGUUAUACAUAUGCAUAGCGUACAAGAUUUUCCUGUAUUCUAUGUUUACAAAAGCAAUUAAUGUGCAAUUGUCAUUUUCAGGUGGUGAAUCUUGUGUAGCCUGGAACAAAAAGAUUACCAAAAUGUUUGUGUGUGAUUUAGGUGUUGGGCAUGUGAUAUGUACAACUCUAAACAUUGAUAUUUGAUACUUGAGCAUUGUAUUUGUAUUGUUUUAUAUCACUAAGGUAAUGUUAUGGUCAGCUUAAGGACUUAAGUGUUGACAUGUGAUCCUUGAUAUCAAAUCCUUUCAAUGAUAAAGCGCUUUUUUAUAAAAAAAAAAAUCCACCAUGUCUUUGAUUUUGAAUCUGUAAGGUGGUUUGGGGGUAGGGGGCAGGGGGGCUUAAAGUAAAAGAGAAAGUGCACUGCUCGUUUUAAAGCUAAAUGCUAAAAUGUCUUCACAUUCUGAAAAUGAAAAAUUAAUUGAUUUCAUCUAUUACUCCAUAUUUCUUGCGACUAUUGUAGUGCUGGACUGGGGGUGGGGAAUAUGCUUUGGUAUUUGUCAGGGACAUCUACCUUUGCUCUGACUUGCAGUUUCCUUCUUCUCCUUUCUCAGUUAUCUUUUUCACUUGGCUGCUUAGAACAGGAGUAGGGAACCUUUUUUUCUGCCAUGGACCAUUUGAAUAUUUCAAUAUUUAUAACAUUAUUUAUGGGCCAUACAUAAUUAUCAACUUAAAAAUCAGCCUGCUAUAUUUGGAAAAGCCAUAGUUUAGCCGCAGUGUAUUAAUACUUUCGCAGUGUGUUUACUCCAAGGCUGCCUAGUCCUUGACGGAGCGGACCUUCACCACCCCUGGCUUAAAAGAAACUUGAGUAUAUGUGUCUUAUGAUUAUGCUUUUUUUGCUGCCACACUUGGCACUGAUAAUACCACAGUCCUUAAGCUUCAAGACAUCUUAACACUGCAGCAUAUCCAGAUCAUCUAAUAGCAGUUUUUUUAAUAUUUGAACAGCAUUCGGCAAAACAAUGCAGCUGAGUAUGAAAGUAUAAGUCAAGGUCUUGAGGUACUUUUGAAACAGGCAAGUUAGCAACACUUGUAGGGUCAAAUACAUCCCUCUGAUUUGAAAGAAGAAUGUUGUGAAUGAAGGACUUGAUGGUUGGUCGGCAAAGUAGCUAGAUGAAAAUUUUUUUUGAAAAGACGUUGAUAAAGAGCACAACAGUUCCAGCUGCAGGAGUGUAGGAGAGAAGCUUGGAUAAGGAAGAAUGGUUCAUUGACCCAAAGAGAUGGUCUGUUUGGACUUGUGUUCUUUCCUGGUUCAUUAAGAUGAAAUGGAAGAAUAGACUGCUUCCACAGGUUUGGUAUACAUACAUUGUCAAUGCUUGUUAUAUAUUGUGUUUUAAAGUCAAACUAUAGAAUAUUUGGUUGUGACAUUGGUGUCACAGGAAGUAAGGGUGCUACAUCUGGUGCAGAUGAUAGUAUUUAGGUACAAGAAUUCCACAGCACAGAACUUUUUGACAUGGGUACCAAAAAAAUGUACUAAUGGUCAUAAACGAAAAUCUUAACUCAGCUGUUACGGCCAGAUGGCCCAUUUCAGCAAGUCUGGUGAUGCUGUUCAUAUUGUGUAGAAGCAAGUUGUUUAGAUAAGGGAGAAAAUGAAAUUUGGCUGCAGCAGUGAAUGUAAGUGAACAUGGUGGUAUAUAUGAAACAGAACAAAUGUACAUGACAAAAGGAAUAUUCUAGAUAAGAUAUAUUACAGUGUGUGCUUGUCUUCUUCAACUAUUAUUUUGAUAUCAGGCCUAAUGUUUUGCACUGUAUAUAUUCUUGUUGUUUUUCAAGUAGAGGUACUGUUAUGUAUACCUUUGUCAUUUUAAAUAGCAUUACUUAUACAAAAGCAAAAAUCUUUUGACAAGGAAAUUACUGUAAUGUAAUAUUUACAGCUUGUAUCUAAUACACUAGUCUUCAGCAGCCAAAUACUAGAAAUAAAGCUAAGGUCCAGAGCAGUUAUAAAAGUACAUUAAUAUUGUACAUGUAAACAUUCAUAUGCACAUGCAUGUUCCACACUAUUAUUUUCAUUCACACUCCACAUUGUGAACAAAAUUAUUAAUGCUCCACCACUUGGUGGAUUGAAAUAGUAGACAAUGUGACCAACUAAUGCCAAAGAGAUACUCUCUUUAACUAAUACAACUGGAUAAAUAACUAGAUAGUAAGAGAUUCAAUAACAGCAAUGACUAUGUUGUGAUGUAGCUUACAAGUUCCUUGCAAUAAAUGGUUCACUAGCAGGUCAACGUGCAGUACCAAUAAAGAGAGCAAAUAGGUUACCGA